CAUCAACAGAACCGGGAGGAAGGGCUCUGACGGGGCUGGCGGUCCCCUGUUCUCCCCGCUCAGGUGCGGCGCUGUGGCAGGAAGCCACCCCCUCGGUCGGCCGGUGCGCGGGGCUGUUGCGCCAUCAGCUCCAGCUUUCGUAACCGCACCCUGGGACUGCCCAGAGACGCUCCAGCGCGAGUUCCUCAAAUGUUUUCCUGUGUUGCCAGGACCGUCCGCCGCUCUGAGUCAUGUGCGAGUGGGAAGUCGCACUGACACUGAGCCGGGCCAGAGGGAGCGGAGCCGAGCGCGGCGCGGGGCUGAGGGACUCGCAGUGUAUGUAGAGCGCCGGGCUCCUGCGAAUGGGGGCUGCCCCCGGAGACUGAGCCAGCCUCCCCGCCCACCGCCCCGCCCCUGCCGCCCGGUUCCCACCAGCCUGUCCGCCUCUGCGGGACCAUGGAGCGGUAGCCGAGGAGGAAGCAUGCUGGCCGUCGGCUGCGCGCUGCUGGCUGCCCUGCUGGCCGCGCCGGGGGCGACGCUGGCCCCAGGGGGCUGCCCUGCGCAAGAGGUGGCGAGAGGUGUGCUGACCAGUCUGCCAGGAGACAGCGUGACUCUGACCUGCCCAGGGGGAGAGCCGGAAGACAAUGCCACUGUUCAUUGGGUUCUCAGGAAGCCAGCUGCAGGCUCGCACCUCAGCAGAUGGGCUGGCGUGGGAAGGAGGCUGCUGCUGAGGUCGGUGCAGCUCCAUGACUCUGGAAACUAUUCAUGCUACCGGGCCGGCCACCCGGCUGGGACUGUGCACUUGCUGGUGGAUGUUCCCCCCGAGGAGCCCCAGCUCUCCUGCUUCCGGAAGAGCCCCCUCAGCAACGUUGUUUGUGAGUGGGGUCCUCGGAGCACCCCAUCUCCGACGACCAAGGCUGUGCUGUUGGUGAGGAAGUUUCAGAACAGUCCGGCCGAAGACUUCCAGGAGCCGUGCCAGUAUUCCCAGGAGUCCCAGAAGUUCUCCUGCCAGUUGGCAGUCCCGGAGGGAGACAGCUCUUUCUACAUAGUGUCCAUGUGCGUCGCCAGUAGUGUCGGGAGCAAGUUCAGCAAAACUCAGACCUUUCAGGGUUGUGGAAUCUUGCAGCCUGAUCCGCCUGCCAACAUCACAGUCACUGCCGUGGCCAGAAACCCCCGCUGGCUCAGUGUCACCUGGCAAGACCCCCAUUCCUGGAACUCAUCUUUCUACAGACUACGGUUUGAGCUCAGAUAUCGAGCUGAACGGUCAAAGACAUUCACAACAUGGAUGGUCAAGGACCUCCAGCAUCACUGUGUCAUCCACGACGCCUGGAGCGGCCUGAGGCAUGUGGUGCAGCUUCGCGCCCAGGAGGAGUUCGGGCAAGGCGAGUGGAGCGAGUGGAGCCCAGAGGCCAUGGGCACGCCUUGGACAGAAUCCAGGAGUCCUCCAGCUGAGAACGAGGUGUCCACCCCCACGCAGGCACCUACUACUAAUAAAGACGACGAUAAUAUUCUCUCCAGAGAUUCUGCAAAUGCGACAAGCCUCCCAGGAACUGCCAUCAAGGAGGUCCCCAAAGUCUUCCAUUUCUUGUACCCUCUUUGUGUCUUAUGGGGGCCGGUAGAAUGCCACCAGAAAAACCACCCUGAAAUGCAAGAUUCUUCUUCGGUACCACUGCCCACAUUCCUGGUUGCUGGAGGGAGCCUGGCGUUCGGAACGCUCCUGUGCAUUGCCAUUGUUCUGAGGUUCAAGAAGACGUGGAAGCUGCGGGCUCUGAAGGAAGGCAAGACAAGCAUGCACCCGCCGUAUUCUUUGGGGCAGCUGGUCCCAGAGAGGCCGCGACCCACCCCAGUGCUUGUUCCUCUCAUCUCCCCACCAGUGUCCCCCAGCAGCCUGGGGUCUGACAACACCUCGAGCCACAACCGACCAGAUGCCAGGGACCCACGGAGCCCUUACGACAUCAGCAACACAGACUACUUCUUCCCCAGAUAGCUGGCCUGGUGGCACUAGCAGGCUGGACCCUGUGGAUGACAGAGCACAAACGGGCUCAGCAAAGGAUGCUUCUUACUGCCAUGCCAGCUUAUCUCAGGGGAGUGGGGCCUUUGGCUUCACGGAAGAGCCUUGCGGAAGGUUCGACACCAGGGGAAAAUCAGCCUGCUCCAGUGUUCAGCUGGUUGAGGUUUCAAACCUCCCUUUCCAAAUGCCUGGCUUAAAGGGGUUAGAGUGAACUUGGGCCACUGUGAAGAGAACCAUGUCAAGACUCUUUGGACACUCAACACGGACACUCAAAAGCUGGGCAGCUUGGUGGGGGCCUCAGUGUGGAGAAGCGGCUGGCAGCCCAUCCCCCAACACCUCUGCAAAAGCUGCACCCUCAGGCAGGGGGGGUGGAUUUCCAGCCAAAGCCUCCCUCAGCUGCCACGCUCCUGGCCCACUGCAUCAUUUCAUCUUCCAGCUCAAACUCCUAAAACCCAAGUGCCUUUGCAAAUUCUGUUUGUCUGAGCCUGGGGACGGCUUUUACUUAAACCGCCAAGGCUGGGGAAAGAAGCUCUCUCCUCCCUUUCUUCCCCACAGUUGAAAAACAGCUGAGGGUGGGUGGGUGAAUAAUACAGUAUCUCAGGGCCUGGUCGUUUUCAACGGAAUUAUAAUUAGUUCCUCAUUAGCAUUUUGCUAAAUGUGAAUGGUAAUCUUAGGCAUUUGUUGAAUACAGAGGCAGCUGCAUUGGCUUUGGGUUGCAGGACCUCAGGUGAGAAGCAGAGGAAGGAGAGGAGAGGGGCACAGGGUCUCCACCAUCCCCUGUAGAGUGGGAGCUGAGCGGGGGAUCACAGCCUCUGAAAACCAAUGUUCUCUGUUCUCCACCUCCCACAAAGGAGAGCUGGCAGCAGGGAGGGCUUCUGCCAGUGCUGAGAUCAAAACUGUUUUACUGCAGCUUUGUUUGUUGUCAACCGAACCUGGGUAACUAGGAAGAUAAUAUUAAGGAAGACAAUGUGAAAAGAAAAAUGAGCCCGGCAAGAAUGCAUUUUAACUUGGUUUUUAAAAAACUGCUGACUGUUUUCUCUUGAGAGGGUGGAAUAGCCAAUAUUCGCUGUGUCAGCAUAGAAGUAACUUACUUAGGUGUGGGGGAAGCACCAUAACUUUGUUUAGCCCAAAACUAAGUCAAGUGAAAAAGGAGGAAGAGAAAUAAUAUUUUUCCUGCCAGGCACGGUGGUUCACGCCUGUAAUCCCAGCACUCUGGGAGGUCGAGGCGGGAGGAUCACUUGAGUCCAGGAGUUUGAGACCAGCCUGGGCAAUGUGGUAAAACCUCAUCUCUACAAAAAGCAUAAAAAUUAGCCAGGUAUGGUAGAGUGCACCUGAAGUCCCAGUUAGUUGGGAGGCUGAGGUGGGAGGAUCUCUUGAGCCUGGGAGGUCAAGGCUGCAGUGAGCCGAGAUUGCACCACUGCACUCCAGCCUGGGUGACUGAGCAAGUGAGACCCUGUCUCAAAAAAGAAAAGAAAAAAUAUUUUCCCUAUUAGAGAAGAGAUUGUGGUUUCAUUGUGUAUUUUGUUUUUGUCUUAAAAGUGGAAAAAUAGCCUGCCUCUUCUCUACGCUAGGGAAAAACCAGCGUGUGACUACUCCCCCAGGCGGUUAUGGAGAGGGCGUCCGGUCCCUGUCCCAGUGCUGAGAAGGGAGCCUCCCACGACUACCCGGCAGGGUCCUAGAAAUUCCCCACCCUGAAAGCCCUGAGCUUUCUGCUAUCAAAGGGGGAGGUUUUAAAAAAAAUCCCUUACCUCGGUGCCUUCCUCUUUUUAUUUAGCUCCUUGAGUUGAUUCAGCUCUGCAAGAAUUGAAGCAGAACUACAUGUCUAAUUGUAACACCGUGAUUAACCACUUCAGCUGACUUUUCUGCCCGAGCUUUGAAAAUUCAGUGGUGUUAGUGGUUACCCAGUUAGCUCUCAAGUUAUCAGGGUACUCCACAGUGGGGAUACGAUUUAAAUCAGCCAUGUAACCAUGGACCCAAAAUUUACCAGACCACAAAACCUUUCUAAUACUCUACCCUCUUAGAAAAACAGCCACCAUCACCAGACAGGUGCAAAAGGAGGAAAGUGACCAUGUUUUGUUUACGGUUUUCCAGGUUUAAGUUAACUGUCUUCAGCAAGCCGUGCUUUUCAUUGCUGGGUUGGUUUGUAGAUUUUAGACCCUAUUGCUGCUUGAGGCACCUCAUCUUAAGUUGGCAAAAGGGCAGGAUGGCUGGGUGUGGUGGCUUACGCCUGUAAUUUAGCACUUUGGGAGGCCGAGGUGGGAGGAUUGCUUGAGCUCAGGAAUUUGAGACCAACCUGGGUAACAUAGUGAGAUACCAUCUCUAUUAUAAACAAUAACAUUUAAGAAAAAAAAAAAGGCAGGCAGGUGGUUAUAGUGGUUCCCUCCCAUCCUGCCACAUAAAGUUUCUGAGACUUGAGAACAGCAAAAAUGCUGUUAAAGGGAAAUAUUAAGAAUGAGAAUCUGCAUGAAGGGUGAUUAUGUGCCCACAGUUAAUUCUUUAUACCGUUUUACCCACAUGUGGUAUUACCGAAGCCGGGCAGAACCAUGCUAGCGGAAGAUGUGAAAUUCAGAUAGCUCAUUAUUGCCAAGAGCUAGGCAGCUUUGAUCUCCAAAUUGUUAUUGCUUUCAUUUUUAUUGUAAUGGAACUGCUUUUUUUUUUUUUUUUUUGCUUUUUUUUCUUUGUUUUGUUUUUGUAUUGAAGAGGGUUUUUUCCCCUUUAUUUUUCAUAAGCUACUGUAAAUGAAGAAAAAGUGUCUUCUCUGGGCUGUAGGCCUGGCUCAGUGUACACAGGUAUACAUCCUAAGCUCUCUCUGUUCUCUAAUUUGUGGUGACUGAAUAUGUGUCUCAAUCCACGGGGCACUUCUACCUGUAUUUCUGCAGCACCCCUACUGCCUUGAGUCCCCAGCAGUGCUGUUAUUUGCCUAAUACCUGUAGCCAUCUGCCACACAGCCAGACAUGAAACGCUGGGACAGAGACCAUUUAGAUUAAAUACGACAGCUUAUCUUGCUGGGUGGGGAAAGUAAAAAAUAUGCUGGUUCAAGGUCUAAAGUAAAAUGAUAAAUAAUGUUUGUAGCAUUAAUGAAAUAUUUUCAAGAAAUGUGUCUGGGGGUAGAUUGGCUAUGCUGACGAGGCCUUUGGUAACUCAGAAAGCUCUUGGCCCUGAUGGCGACUUGCCCUUGCACUUUCUUUAUCAGGCUCUGAGCUCACACGGAGCCUCUGGCAUUUCCCUGCAGUCUCGGGAGAACGGAAACUGGUUGUGGCGGCAGGGUGUGGAAUCUGCUGCUGGAACCAGGCUGGAAGCCCACCUGGUAGUGAACAGGGCCCAGCGGGGCAGGCUAGGAGUGUUGUGGUCUAUGGGUUGUUUCCUGGAGAAUGUUCAGGAAUGUCUUCUUGGCUGCUUUGGUGCUGAGCUCUGUUAUCUCACAGCACGUCCUGAAGGCUAACCCAGGUGGGGAGGAUGCGGACACCAGCUCCAGGUGGAGUUGGUGAGAAAUCUGUCUUAACUUGGAGAUACAGGGGCAACCUGUGACCCUUUGAGGCAAGAGCCCUGCACCCAGCUGUCCCGUGCAGCCGUGGGCAGGGGGCUGCACAUGGAGGGGCAGGCGGGCCAGUUCAGGGUCUGUGCUAGGCCCUCCCCAGUGCCCUGUAAGGGCCCUUCAGCCUCCUGUCCUCUGUGCGGCUGGGCGCCAGCACCAGGGAGUUUCUAUGGCAACCUUAGUGAUUAUUAAGGAACAUUGUCAGUUUUAUGAACAUAUGCUCAAAUGAAAUUCUACUUUAGGAGGAAAGGAUUGGAACAGCAUGUCGCAAGGCUGUUAAUUAACAGAGAGACCUUAUUGGAUGGAGAUCACAUCUGUUAAAUAGAAUACCUCAACUCUACGUUGUUUUCUUGGAGAUAAAUAAUAGUUUCAAGUUUUUGUUUGUUUGUUUUACCUAAUUACCUGAAAGCAAAUACCAAAGGCUGAUGUCUGUAUAUGGGGCAAAGGGUCAGUAUAUUUCUCAGUGUUUUUUUUCUUUUACAAGCUAUUUUGCAUUUAAAGUGAACAUUGUAAAUGUUUGUAAUAAAUAAUUUUUUAAAAUACA
Chlorocebus sabaeus (green monkey) is the source of this 6069-nucleotide messenger RNA. The record is from RefSeq and is a predicted model, not a curated record. Lineage: Eukaryota; Metazoa; Chordata; Mammalia; Primates; Cercopithecidae.